Molecule: messenger RNA, 2041 nt
Organism: Vitis vinifera (wine grape)
Lineage: Eukaryota; Viridiplantae; Streptophyta; Magnoliopsida; Vitales; Vitaceae
Exons: 3
Coding region: 41-1876 (611 amino acids)
Molecular function (GO): protein dimerization activity
Source: RefSeq, a predicted model, not a curated record
AGAAGAAAGGAAGGAAGUGUGUAGAAAAAUUGGUAGGUUUAUGUAUUCAAAAGGUCUCCCAUUCAACACUGUGAAUGAUCCUUAUUGGUUUCCUAUGAUAGAUGCUGUUGCAAACUUUGGGCCCGGGUUUAAGCCUCCAUCUAUGCACGAAUUGAGGACAUGGAUUCUUAAAGAAGAGGUGAAUGACCUAAGUAUCAUUAUGGAAGAUCACAAAAAAGCUUGGAAACAAUAUGGAUGUUCAAUUAUGUCAGAUGGUUGGACAGAUGGAAAAAGUAGGUGUCUUAUCAAUUUUUUGGUGAAUAGUCCUGCUGGCACUUGGUUUAUGAAAUCAAUUGAUGCUUCUGAUACAAUAAAAAAUGGGGAAUUGAUGUUCAAAUAUCUUGAUGAGGUGGUUGAAGAAAUUGGAGAGGAGAAUGUUGUGCAAGUCAUCACUGAUAAUGCCUCUAAUUAUGUGAAUGCUGGAAUGAGGCUUAUGGAAAAAAGGAGUAGAUUGUGGUGGACUCCUUGUGCUGCUCAUUGCAUUGAUUUGAUGUUGGAGGAUAUUGGAAAGCUAAAUGUUCAUGCUACUACACUUUCUCGAGCUAGGCAAGUUGUGAAGUUUAUAUAUGGGCAUACUUGGGUUCUUAGCUUGAUGAGAACAUUUACAAAAAAUCAUGAACUUAUUCGUCCAGCAAUUACACGGUUUGCUACUGCAUUUCUUACUCUCCAAAGUAUUUAUAAGCAAAAGCAAGCUCUUAUAGCAAUGUUCUCCUCAGAAAAAUGGUGUUCAAGCACAUGGGCUAAAAAGGUAGAAGGUGUGAAAACUCGAAGUACAGUGUUGUUUGAUCCAAAUUUUUGGCCUCAUGUUGCUUUUUGCAUAAAGACCACUGUUCCAUUAGUUAAUGUCUUGAGAGAGGUUGAUUCAGAGGAAAGACCAGCCAUGGGUUAUAUUUAUGAGUUGAUGGAUUCAGCUAAGGAGAAGAUUGCAUUUAAUUGUGGGGGCAUGGAGAGAAAAUAUGGCCCAAUUUGGAGAAAAAUUGAUGCAAGAUGGACUCCGCAACUUCAUCGACCUUUACAUGCAGCAGGCUAUUAUCUUAAUCCUCAAUUGAGGUAUGGAGAUAAGUUCUCUAAUGUUGAUGAGGUGAGGAAGGGAUUAUUUGAAUGCAUGGAUAGGAUGUUGGAUUAUCAAGAACGUUUAAAAGCUGACAUUCAGUUGGACUCAUAUGACCAAGCAAUGGGUGAAUUUGGGAGUCGUAUUGCAAUUGAUUCUCGAACAUUAAGAAGUCCUAUAAGUUGGUGGAUGCGUUUUGGGGGUUCAACACCGGAGUUGCAAAAGUUUGCUAUUCGAGUCCUUAGCCUUACUUGUAGUGCUUCGGGAUGUGAAAGAAAUUGGAGCACAUUUGAAUCGAUCCAUACAAAAAAAAGAAAUAGACUUGAACAUCAAAUGUUGAAUGCUCUAGUGUAUGUAAGGUACAACACUAGAUUGAGAGAGCGAAGUCUACAAAGGAAACAAAAUGUUGAUCCAAUCUUGGUAGAGGAGAUUGAUUCUGAUGAUGAAUGGAUUGCGGAGAAAGAAGAUCCCCUCCUCCCCCUUGAUCUUUGUUGGCUUCAAGAUAAUGAAUUAUUCAAUGUUGAUGCCAUUAGAGUUGUGUCAUCCAACUCCCAAGAAACGCAAACAUCAUCGGAUCAUAUGGUUUCUUCACAUUCCUACAAAAGGAAACAUAAUGAAGUACCAAGUACAAGUGGAGGCAAAGGCAAAGAGAAGGAAUUGAAUUUGACACCAAUUGAUGAAGAUGAAGAUUUAGAUGAAAUGGGGAUACAUGAUAGUGGACAUUUUCCUACUAUUGAUACAUUGGAUGAGGAUGAUGAUGACCUUGGAGAGGAGGAUUUAAGUUGAAACAAUUUACUCUAGUUGUUAUUUCAUGACUUAGUUAUGGAUUUUUUGUAAAAGUUUAGAACUAUUAUUAUGGUUGACUCUAUUUUCUAUUUCAUGACUUAGUUUUGGCUUUUUGUUAAAGUUUGAAACUAUUAGUAUAGUUGAAUCUAUAAUCUAUUUUAUGAA